AGUUAUUAUUAUUGUUAAUUGCUGUAACAGUAGUAUUUAUUUUCAUCUUUCCAUUUUCUCUCAUUUUCAACUUUCAAAUUUCAAGCAGCUUUGGAAAAUCCCAUCAGCCAACGGAAAAUUUUCAUUGUUUUCAGAUUUAGAAGAAGCUUGCUUAAGUGUGGAAAUCACACUGACAGGUUCUGGUUUGGUCAAAUUGGCUUGAGAGUGGUAAUUCAAUAUAUGCAUGGAAGCAAGAGAAGGUAUCAGUUCUGGGGUUACAGUGAUAGGAGCAGAAGCUCCAUCAGCUUAUCAUGUGGCACCGAGGAGUGAAGCUCCGAACCAAGUUCAUGUCCCUGCACCAGCAUCAGCAGGUACUGCUGCAGCUAUUGUUGGCUCACCGGUGAGUGUAGGGUUGGAUGUUACAAUUAAGAAGAAACGGGGUAGACCAAGGAAAUAUGGACCAGAUGGGCCUGUCUCCAUGGCAUUGUCACCAUUGCCAAUCUCAUCUUCAGUUCCGCCUUCUAAUGACUAUUCAUCUGGGAAACGAGGGAAGCCACGCGGGAUGGAAUACAAGCAGUCGAAAAAAAUUGGGUUGGAUCAUCAUCUAGGUGACUUGAAUGCAUGCUCUGAUGGUACAAGCUUUAUGCCGCAUAUCAUCACUGUCAAUGCUGGUGAGGACAUCACAAUGAAGGUCAUAUCCUUUUCUCAACAAGGGCCCCGAGCUAUAUGCAUCUUAUCUGCUAAUGGUGUGAUUUCAAAUGUCACACUUCGUCAGCCUGAUUCUUCUGGGGGUACUUUGACCUAUGAGGGUCGUUUUGAGAUACUUUCCUUGUCUGGAUCAUUCAUGCCUACUGAGAACCAAGGAACUAGAAGCAGGUCAGGUGGAAUGAGCGUCUCGCUGGCAAGCCCUGAUGGCCGCGUUGUAGGUGGUGGAGUUGCUGGUCUUCUUGUAGCUGCCAGUCCCGUUCAGGUGGUGGUGGGAAGUUUUCUACCAAACAGCCAGCAAGAUCAGAAACCAAAGAAGCCCAAGUCUGAUUAUACAUCUGUUACUGUUACACCAGUGAUGGCAGUUUCUUCUGCUCCACCCGCAACUAGUGCUGAAAAAGAGGAUGUACAUGUUAUGGGUGGUGGACAUGUACUGCCAAAUUCCGGAACCCUUAACUCAAGCCUCGCUCCUCCUCCCAACAACGCCUUCCGAAGAGACAACUGGGUCAACAUGCACUCCAUGCCAGACUCAAGAAAGACAGCUACUGAUAUUAACAUAUCUUUGCCUGAUAGUUAAGUUGAUCAUCAAUCUGCAUUCGUCUUGCUGACAACAUUUACCUCUGAGUUGUUUAUUUUUUAUGUUUGCAGUGUUCUCUAUUAUCCAUGAUUGUUCCAAAACCUGGUUCUGAUGUCUAUCACUGUAGAAUGUAGUGUUUUAAGUUGCGGCUAGGUAGAGUAUCUGAUUUAUUAUCAGCUGAUUAGGUAGAUGCAGCACUCUGCAGUAUUAUGAGUAGUAGUAGUAGUAGUAGUAGUAGUAGUAGUAGUAGUAGUAGUAGUAGGCUAAUUCUGAUGUAAUGAUGUACCUUGUUUGCCUGUUUAUUUAUGACUGAAUUUGUUGAAGUA
Molecule: messenger RNA, 1587 nt
Organism: Lotus japonicus
Lineage: Eukaryota; Viridiplantae; Streptophyta; Magnoliopsida; Fabales; Fabaceae
Product: AT-hook motif nuclear-localized protein 1-like
Exons: 7
Coding region: 224-1261 (345 amino acids)
Molecular function (GO): minor groove of adenine-thymine-rich DNA binding
Source: RefSeq, a predicted model, not a curated record